Molecule: messenger RNA, 1834 nt
Organism: Arabidopsis lyrata subsp. lyrata
Lineage: Eukaryota; Viridiplantae; Streptophyta; Magnoliopsida; Brassicales; Brassicaceae
Product: cytochrome P450 705A5
Exons: 2
Coding region: 350-1630 (426 amino acids)
Cellular component (GO): membrane
Molecular function (GO): oxidoreductase activity, acting on paired donors, with incorporation or reduction of molecular oxygen, NAD(P)H as one donor, and incorporation of one atom of oxygen; iron ion binding; heme binding
Source: RefSeq, a predicted model, not a curated record
UUUGAUCUAAAGAGUACAUAUAAUAAAAUCAGUCUGCUUCCCUCUCUGCAGUUUUUGGACAACAAUGGCAGCAAUCACCGUUGACUUUCAGCUCUGCUUCAUCUUCAUCCUCCUAGGGCUCUUCUCACUCUUCUGUCUCUCGGCUUUCUUCUUCACGAAACCAAAAUAGCCACAACUCCAAGACUGUGGUCUACCUCUGAGCCCACCAUCUCUACCGGUCAUAGGUCAUCUUCACUUUCUCCUCUCUGUUCCAUGUUACAAAUCCUUUCAGAAACUCUCCUCCAAGUAUGGCCCCCUCCUUCACCUUCGUGCCUUCAAUUCCCCAAUUGUUCUAGUCUCUUCCGGCUUCAUGGCCAACGAAGUCUUGAAGACCCAAGACCUGAACUUUGCUACCCGUCAACGCGAGGUUCCUAUCAUGGAAAGAUCACUACUUUUUGGAUCUUUUAGCUUUGUCUCAGCUCCUUAUGGAGAUUACUGGAGGUUCAUGAAGAAGCUCUUAGUCGAAAAGCUUCUCGGGUCUCAUUCGCUCGAGCAGACACGACUAAUCCGUGCAAAAGAACUCAAGACUUUCCGUGCUAUGUUGUUCGAUAAGGCGGCAGAGAAGGAGACUGUUGAUGUGGGUAAAGAGAUGAUGAAGCUAACGAAUAACAGCAUUUGCAGGAUGAUAAUGGGGAGGAAGUGUUCAGAGGAGAACGGUGAAGCAGAACAAGUAAGGGGUUUGGUGACCAAAUCACUUAGUUUGGCGAAGAAGUUCCUUAUAGCUAGCAUUGUCGGUCGAUUUUUCAAGCUGGUCGGGAUCUCUCUGUUUGAGAAGGAAAUCAUGGAGGUCUCGCAGAUGUAUGAUGAAUUGCUGGAGAAGAUUAUGAAGGAACACGAAGAAAAUCCGGACAAGAAAGAGAAUAUAGACAUGAUGGAUGUUCUGUUAGAAGUUUGUGCAGAUGAUAACGCCGAAUUUCAGAUUUCCAGGAAUCAAAUCAAAGCACUUUUUGUGGAGCUUUUCAUUGCAGGCACUGAUACUUCAGCACAAACAACACAGUGGAUAAUGGCAGAACUCAUUAACCAUCCUGAGAUUCUUAAAAGACUGAGAAAAGAGAUAGAAUCUGUCGUUGGGGAAACGAGAUUUAUUCAAGAAACAGAUCUCCCCAGUUUGCCGUACUUACAGGCUGUGAUGAAAGAAGGGCUAAGACUACACCCGCAUACGCCAAUCUUGGCGAGGAAUGCAACAGAAGGAUGCAAGAUCGGAGGGUAUUACAUAGGGCAGAACACAACAAUGAUAAUAAACGCUUAUGCAGUGCUGAGAGAUCCGGAUUCAUGGGAAUAUCCAGGAGAAUUUCAGCCCGAGAGAUUCAUGACUUCUCCUUCAAAAGGGAAAGAAGAUGAGAGAGCACAGUUAGCUUUGAACUACAUUCCUUUCGGGAGUGGAAGAAGAGGAUGUCUCGGAAAAAACUUGGGCUAUAUCUUCAUAGGAGUAGCCAUUGGAACAAUGGUGCAGUGUUUUGAUUGGAAAAUCAACGGAGAUAAGGUUUACAUGGAAGAGACGGGAGAAAUGGCGCUGCACAUGGCUCAUCCACUUAAAUGCACUCUUGUUACUCGAAUUAACGCAGCUAGCUUUGAAUCUGCAGAUCUUUAGUUGAUGGAGGAGUUUGAUAUGUCUUGUUGAAGUUGCAGACAUAUGUCUGAAACUAAUUAUGGAACUUGCUGUCUUUAUUGUUUCAUAACAGAAUGUGUUGUUUUUUAUGUAUUUGUGCUGUUUCUUAAAGAGAUUGCGAAACUUUAGUACUAAAUUGGAAAAGUUGCAGAUAACAAGAAAAGCUAAAGGCAUCAAAGGGAGAUA